ACAUGUGUUUUACAAAUUAAUUAAUAAUAAAUAAUUGAGAAUAUUUGACAGUUUUAUCUUAAAAAUGUAUUAAUUAAAUUAGUAAAUAGGUCUUAAUAAAUUAAUUAAAAAUAAAAUCUAAAUACAUAUUGUGUUUUACAAAUUAAUUAAUAAUAAAUAAUUGAGAAUAUUUGACCGUUUUAUCUCAGCAAUGUGUUAAUUAAAUUGGUGCUACGAAGCCUAAAUAGGUACUGAAUAAAUUAAUUAAAAAUUUACUCUGAAUAUUUGAAGUGUGUGAAGUAAUAUAAAUAUUAUAGUAUAAGUAAUAGUAUAUUUUACCUACUGAGAAUAUUUUAGCAGUGUAUCAAAAAUUUUACUUUUCCUGGUUAUAAAGUAAAAGGAAAACUAUUAUAGAAAAUGUUUCAAAAGGUGUUUGUACUGGCAAGUCUGAACUGGAUCGCGUUCUCUACUGGCAUAGUGUAUGGCCAACUGGGCGGGUUGAUCACAUCACUACAGAAGAAGGAAGAAGGGAUCGACUUUAGUGAUGCCCAAAUAUCAUUGAUAGCUUUCACAUUGCCGUUCGUUUGCUUUUUUGGAUUUGUAUCGCUAUCGAUAACUACGGAGAAGAUUGGACAAAGAUGGCUGUACAUCCUCUUUUGUUUGCUUAUGACCGGAAACUGGCUUAUUCUGUACAACGCAAACGAAUUGUAUCAGUUCAUGAUAUCGAGAAUAAUUGGAGGUGUUUCCGUGGGGGCUUUAUUUGCAUUGAACCUGUUCGUUACAUCAGAAUACACUUGCCCAAAUACUAGAGCCCUAUUUAUUAAUAUCAUAGUUGUUAUAGCACCAGCUAUAGGUACAGCCGUCGGACAUGCUAUGGGAAUAUUACUGCAUUGGAGAUGUGCAGCAUUAUUUGGAUUAGCAACUGCAUUUUUAUCUGCAGUAUUACCUUAUUUCUGGAUCGACAGUCCUCACUGGUUAGCCAGUAGAGGCAGGUUUGAGGAAUGUGAAAAAACUUUUCGGAUGUUACACGGUACAACGCAAUGCUCUGAAAGACAAUUGCAAUUACUAAUAAAAUUGGAGAGAAGCAAACUAGAAGCAAUACAAGAGACUAAAUGUGAACCAUUGAAAAGAAUAGUCGCUGUUUUAAAGAAAAAAUACUUUUGGGAUAUCUUUAUUUUAAGUUUGUUUGUAGAUCUUUAUUUGGUGGCAUCUGAAAAGAUAGCUUUUAGUUUAUUAGCAUCUGUUAUAAUAGCAGAUAUAACUGGUUCGUCAAACGUUUUGUUAUUCACAUUCAUUGUGGACGGGUUUUUAAUUUUAGGACCAUGUUUAUCAUGUUUCUUUAUAAGGAAAUGUUCUAUGCGUACUUUGUUGUUUACAUCGGGGUUAGCAGCUAACUUUGUAUUGUUAAUAUUUAGUUUGUGUUACUAUUUCCGUAAUGGGGAUGGCUUAUUCAAUUGGAUCAACAUUGGUUUGCUUGCCUUGUAUUUUAUUAUAAUCAACACUGGUCCAUAUCCUGUGUUAGAGACUAUAUACAGUGAAAUGUUUCCUUUAGAAAUUAAAAUGUAUAUGUUCACUGUAUCUGGCAGCAUUCUGAUGUUUGUGACGAGUUUUUCAGUAUUUAUAUUGCCGUUUAUAGUGAAAACUGUAGGUUAUCACGGACUGUUUGUAAUGAACUCUUUGCUGAUGAGUGUGAGCCUUGUCUAUAUAUGGUGGAAGCUGCCAGAGACGAAAGGAAAGACACUGCAAGAGAUAGAGGUGUAUUUUAAGACGAAGAAUUUUCAUGUUGACGACCUUAGUGCUGAGCAAUUAAAAUCGUUAAUAGUAAUGUAGUAGUAACAUGAAAUAGAAAGUAGUGUAAUUGGAGUCGAGAGAAAUUGUAGAAUACCUAAGGUUUUAAAAAAUCAAAAAGGCUACUAAACUUAAGGACGUGGAAAAAGUAUACAAAACACCAAAAUGGCAAUAGACACAAAAGAUACGUGAAAAGGAUAAGAAAUGGACAAAAAGGAAGAAGGCAAGAGGAAUAAACGAAGGCAGGUGAAACGUUGCGAGGAUGAUUUUAAGAAGGUCGCUGGUCCCGAAUGGCUGAGAAUGGCGAGGGACAGAGACUAUCCUAAGAAUGGCAAGAGGAAUAAAGGAAGGUAGAAGAAACGUUCGGAAGAGAUGGCAAGAGGAAUAAAAGGAGGCAGGUGAAACGUUGGGAGGUUGAUUUGAAGAAGGUCGCUGGUCCCGAAUGGCUGAGAAUGGCGAGGGACAGAGACUAUCUUAAGAAUGGCAAGAGGAAUAAAGGAAGGUAGAAGAAACGUUAAGAAGUGAUGGCAAGAGGAAUAAAGUAAGGCAGGUGAAACGUUGGUAGGUUAAUUUGAAGAAGGUCGCUGGUCCCGAAUGGCUGAGAAUGGCGAGGGACAGAGACUAUCCUAAGAAUGGCAAGAGGAAUAAAGGAAGAUAGAAGAAACGUUGGGAAGUGAUGGCAAGAGGAAUAAAGGAAGGCAGGUGAAACGUUGGGAGGAUGUUUUUAAGAAUAUCGCUGGUCCCGAAUGGAUGAGAAUGGCGAGGGACAGAGAUUAUCCUAAGGAUGGCAAGAGGAAUAAAGGAAAGUAGAAGAAACGUUAGGAAGGGAUGGCAAGAGGAAUAAAGGAAGGCAGGUGAAACGUUGGGAGGUUGAUUUGAAGAAGGUCGCUGGUCCCGAAUGGAUGAGAAUGGCGAGGGACAGAGACCGAAGAUGGGUUGCUAAUGAUGAUGAUGAUAACAUUGUAGAAUUUAAAUAAAUUAAUAUAAUGAUAAUAAUUAUAUUUAUGUCAGACAUGGGCUUUCACGCAUACAGUGAAAACUAAGCUAAGAACAACACAAAGGUCGAUUGAAAGAAGUAUACUAAAACUAAGGAAAAUU
Bicyclus anynana (squinting bush brown) is the source of this 2865-nucleotide messenger RNA. RefSeq lists its product as uncharacterized. Gene Ontology annotation, cellular component: membrane. The coding region runs from base 397 to 1809 and encodes 470 amino acids. The transcript has 3 exons. The record is from RefSeq and is a predicted model, not a curated record. Gene Ontology annotation, biological process: transmembrane transport. Gene Ontology annotation, molecular function: transmembrane transporter activity. Lineage: Eukaryota; Metazoa; Arthropoda; Insecta; Lepidoptera; Nymphalidae.